Molecule: messenger RNA, 1908 nt
Organism: Fibroporia radiculosa
Lineage: Eukaryota; Fungi; Basidiomycota; Agaricomycetes; Polyporales; Fibroporiaceae
Exons: 11
Coding region: 1-1908 (635 amino acids)
Molecular function (GO): protein binding
Source: RefSeq, a predicted model, not a curated record
AUGUCUCGGAAGAAAUUGAAGGUAAAGCCAGAUUUUGUUGCCGACGCUGGUGCGAUGGGUAAAGAAGCCGGGCCACCCAAGACUGCGCGUCGACCCGUUCGCGGAAAGCGAGGCAGUCUACAAGACAUGCCCAACAUGCCCCUCGAUAUACUAUUAGAAAUCUUCAACCAUCUGCGACCGCGAGAUCUACUCCAUCUCGCCAGGACCAACAAGGCCUUCCGUGGAAUGCUCAUGAGUCGCACGUCGGCUUUUCUUUGGAAAGCGUCUCGCGACAAUUUCGAGGGUCUCCCUGAUUGCCCUUCAUACUUAAGCGAGCCGGCUUACGCUAACCUUGCCUUCUCCCCCUACUGCCAUAAUUGCCUCAAACCUAAUAUUCAGACGGUGCUAUGGGAGUUUUCAGUUCGGUACUGCAAUGCCUGUAAGCAAUCGCUAACCAUGACCGACCGCUCUGGUGAUUUAUAUACGAAGAUGGGGGAUACCAUGGUGUUCUCCUUGUUGAAUCAUGUUGACCUGUGGGAUCGGCGAUGCACCAGGCUCUUCCACAAACCUCAGGUUCUCGAGCUCGUGAAAAACUGGGACGCUGUCAAAAGCAACGAGGCCGCCGGUCAGAGCUUUGUGGAAGAGCAAAAAGCAAGGGUGAAAGAGGUAGCUGAACAUGCAUCGUCAUGCUAUGUGUGGGGACAGAAGAAAGCUCACUCACGACAACAGGAGUUGGAGGAAAUGAAAACGGAGCGCUUGCGAGAUGUCAUUACGAGAUUGCGCGAGUCGGGAUGGGGAGAGGAACUCGACAUAAUAGCCCCGCGACAGUAUCACGCAUUGAGCUCGAAUGCGCACGUUCGGCAGGCCAAGAAGUUGACUACUCGCAUAUGGCAAAAUAUCCGACAGGAUAUGGUUGACCUUAUGCAGGAUAUCAAAAAUCAACGUCUGGCUGAAGAAUAUAAGACCUUACUCAAGCGGCGACUCGAUACUGUUUUUGCUUUGAUUUCUAGUCAUUAUGUCAACCCUCGCAGGACGAGACAAACCGAGUUACGGCCACCUGCGGUCGAUCUCGCUCACAUGCCAGAGACUAGGGCCAUCGUAACUGGUUCCGACGAUGUAGAGCUUGGUCAAGCAAGUCAGGAUGCACUGCGCGACCUAUUGCCCACCAUGAUUGAGCGCUGGCAGGCACAAGUAAAAGCUGAAUUGACAGGACUCUUGCAAGAACACAUCACUAGCCCCCCUGACAUCGAUCCGCUCGAUCUAGCCAUUGCUUGCCUCCAUUCUCGUGUAUACCUCAUGAAUCCAGGGGAUACUCCGUAUGACCAGGCGCUCUCCAGUGUGGCAGGCUGUCAGAAGUGGUCCACUCGUCACCUCUCUGUCCCGACAUCAAUAGACGACAUCCGGGAGAUCGUGCGCACCUUUGGAGGGGAUCCCAGUCGCUCCACGAGACAAGAGAUGGAUGAUCGAGAUGUGUACCUCGCUGCCAAGAUUAUCUAUAGUGCCAAGGCACAGAUUAUGACCUGGGAUGAAGCGAUACUUUGCAAGAGUAGGAUCUGUGGUCUCUCAUGGGAGCAGCCCAGCGAGGAUGAGAUUCAGCGGCAUAAAGCAAAUCAGUCCACAGCCGACGAGGGAGCUGACAUGUGGUGCUGUUCGUUGUGCGCGAAAGACGCUGGUCGGCUACAUGCCAUGUACCGAAUCAAGGAUCAUUUACGUUCCUCCCAUUCCGUGGAAAAUCCGAACGUCGAGAAUGGCGACAUGUACCUUCAUCCCGAUGCGGACGGUUAUCUCCCUUCAAAUCGGAUGGAUUUCAUGGAAGAUUAUAUUCAUGAAUACCUCCAUGAUUCCGAUGAUGGGUUGUCGGACUGGGAGUUGGGGAUCGAUCUUGGGUUUGGAUUUGGGUGGCUCGGUUACGAUUCCGACGACUUUUGA